UGGUGGUGUUGUCUAACCGGGUCACAGUUCUGCUCCGUGCCGCUGAAUAAAGUUCGGGAUCCAGCAGCGGAGCUUGGCCCUUCUGAGACCAGCGGAACCGGUUCGUGUCCGCCCAUGGUCCUCCUGGUCCGAUCCAGACCGUCUGCGAGGCUCGGCUGAGCUAGUCAGCGGGCUAACGAACCCACAGGCCGGCGUGGAGAGUGAGAUGACCCGCUGCUGGUGCUCCAGCCCGGGGUCAGCUGAGUGAGAGGGCCGCCGCCGGAGCGCCGAACCCCCGCAGACAUGUGGCAGAGCCUCGGCCUCACCCUGCUGGUCAUCGUGGCCACGCUGCUCUGCGUGCUGCUGUUCAUGCUGUUCGGUUGGUACGUCGUCUGGCAGCUCUUCCUGUCCAAGUUCAAGUUCCUGCGGGAACUGGUCGGUGACGCCGGAACGCCGCAGGCCGAGACCCGGCCGUCAGAACCCGAACACCCGGCCGGCGCCCCGACCAGAACCAGGAACCGGACCGCACGCCAAAGAGUCUCCUUCCCGGAGAGCAACUUGUAGCGGGUCGUCGCUCCUCACAGGGCGGUUUACAGGAACCAGCCAGUCCAAGGGAAGUCCUGUGAGGACGGUCCGGUCCGGUCCAGUCCGGAUGAUCCAGCUGCUUCCUGCCGCCAGCUAGGGGGCGGGGCUUCUUAGCGCAGAUGACCUCCAUGACCUCAAACUGCUAAUCGGUUAACGGACCUGGACGUGUCCAACAUCAUGCUGUUAGAAACCGUCGUCUUCAGGAAGUCACAUGGUCUCUUCUGUAUCCAAUCAGCUGCAGCCAGCUGACCUCAUCAGUAUUUCAUCACUUCCUGUGGCUUUUAAUCAGCUUGGGGGAGGGGCUCUUUAUUAAGAUGAAGCUUCUUUAGUUUAAAGUAAAUAAAUUAAUGCCAAACAGGAAAUGAGUCUUUUGUGGAAAAGUUCCUCCAAACGAUGUUAACACGCCCCCCAGUGGAUAUUAGCAGCGUUACAUGGAAAACAGAGUCAGGUUCUGGAUUUUAAAACAUUUAUUGAAGUUUAUCUGCUGCUGCACAGCAUGAUCAUUAUCCACUGAAAAUGUUCUGAUUGGUUAUGGAUAAUACAUUUAAGAAAGAGAGAAAACCAAUGGCAAAUUAUUAAACAACCCCAGCAUCAAUUAUUGAUUUUUGAUCUAUUAAAAUGUCUAUCUUCAUACUCGGGUUUUAUCACUGUUCUAUUAUAAAUUUAACUUGGAAAAUGACAAUGCAGCAACUAUGUGCAACCUAACAAAUUCCCUGUUAUGUAAAUCAUGACGCCUAUAAAAAUAUUUAACCUCUGAA
Poecilia latipinna (sailfin molly) is the source of this 1322-nucleotide messenger RNA. It is a transcript of the gene smim13, whose product is annotated as small integral membrane protein 13. The transcript is spliced from 2 exons. The coding region runs from base 283 to 543 and encodes 86 amino acids. NCBI's taxonomy places the organism in Eukaryota, Metazoa, Chordata, Actinopteri, Cyprinodontiformes, Poeciliidae. The record is from RefSeq and is a predicted model, not a curated record.